AUGGUCCUAGCCACAAGACCAGCAGUGGCUGCAGGGAAGUACCUGCGCUACAACUAUGCAGUCUUUGGGUUUGCUCCACAAGGACCUUACUGGCGUGAGAUUAAGAAGAUAAGCUCUCUUGAGCUUCUCUCCAAAAUAAGGCUUGAAAUGCUCAAGCACGGACACCUGAAAGCCAUGAAAUGUGUUGCUAAGGAAAUGGAUUGUUUAAUUGGGAAUUGGUUGGAAGAUCACAAGAAGAAGAAACUAGAAGGAGGUGAUCAUGAACAGGACUUCAUCAACGUGAUGCUAUCAACAUUUCCAGUGGACAAGUUGAUAUAUGGUUAUGAUCGUGAUACUGUCAUCAAGGCAACUAUACUGGUGCUUAUUGUAGGUGGUUUUGAAACAAUAUUCCUCUCUUUAACAUGGGCGCUUUCCUUACUAUUAAACCAUCCUCAUGAUUUAAAAAGGGCGCAAGAUGAGUUGGAUGUCCAUGUUGGAAGAGAUAGACAUGCGGACGAGUCAGAUAUAAAGAACCUUGUCAAUCUCCAAGCCAAUGUCAAGGAAACACUACGCUUAUACCCACCUAGACCCGUUGUGCCAUGUCAAGCUAUGGAAGACUGCCAAUUGGGUGGGUAUCAUGUUCCAAAAGGCACACAUUUACUUGUGAAUAUAUGGAAGCUACAUAGAGACCCUAAAGUGUGGUCAAACCCUAAUGAGGUUCGGCCUGAGAGAUUUCUCACAACCCAUGCUGAUGUAGACUUUAAAGCUCAACAAUACGAGUACAUCCCGUUUAGUGCCGGUAGACGGCCAUGCCCUGGUAUCAGCUUGGCCACACAUGUCUUCCACUUGGCCCUUGCUCGUGUUCUUCAUGGGUUCGAUGUGAACCCUUUGCAUGCACUGAUGGACAUGACUGAAGGUGUAAGCAUCACCUUACCCAAAGCAAGGCCUCUUAAAGUUCUUCUCACCCCACGUCUUCCUUCUAAGUUGUACGAAGACUAGACUCCAUAUUAGAUGUAU
This is a messenger RNA of Macadamia integrifolia, 996 nucleotides long. RefSeq names its product xanthotoxin 5-hydroxylase CYP82C4-like. The transcript is spliced from 3 exons. Lineage: Eukaryota; Viridiplantae; Streptophyta; Magnoliopsida; Proteales; Proteaceae. The coding region runs from base 1 to 978 and encodes 325 amino acids. Gene Ontology annotation, biological process: defense response to other organism. The record is from RefSeq and is a predicted model, not a curated record. Gene Ontology annotation, molecular function: oxidoreductase activity, acting on paired donors, with incorporation or reduction of molecular oxygen; monooxygenase activity; heme binding.